Mobula hypostoma (lesser devil ray) is the source of this 1956-nucleotide messenger RNA. Its product is annotated as sphingomyelin phosphodiesterase 2-like. Gene Ontology annotation, molecular function: sphingomyelin phosphodiesterase activity. The record is from RefSeq and is a predicted model, not a curated record. The transcript has 11 exons. NCBI's taxonomy places the organism in Eukaryota, Metazoa, Chordata, Chondrichthyes, Myliobatiformes, Myliobatidae. Bases 725 to 1951 code for a protein of 408 amino acids.
GUGAAUGGCAAAGAUAGAUCUGCGCAAUAAUGCUGCAGAUGCUGGAAACACCGCAGGUCAGCCAGAGUCUGAGUUGGGAUAAUGCUUCAGGACAAUAGACCUGAGACCAGGGAAAAUUCAGGGUAAUAAAUGUUUUUAAAAAUUGCAGCGAGGAAAGGGGGAAGUAGAGAAGUUGCAACGACAUUUUAAAUCAGCAAUGACAUAGAGUGUCCAUGAUUUGGUAAAUCAAACCUCUCGCUCACGGUGAGCAGCGAACUUGCUCCCAGGCUGAACCCUUGUAACCAAGGCAACACAACCAUCAAACCUGCGGCAGCCCAGAGCCGCUCCUGCGCGAAGCAUCUCGGGACUUGUUGUUCAGGCCCUCCUAUCAAGUCCAAGUCAGACCCACUCAAACAACAUCAACCGCCAAACGCCAGGGCGGAAGGUCCUCUGGAUGAACACUGGGAUGCUGCAUCCUUUGCUGGGAUACAAGAGAAGGGUCUCGGCCCGAAACCUUUCGUUAGACCUUUUCACGGAUGCUGACUGACCCGCCGAGUUCCCACAGCUCUUCGUGGGCCGUUGAGCUUGCGAGGCUGCAUUGGGGAACUACACUACCCAGGGGGCGCAGCGCGCAGACCGGAAGCUGGGCUGCCGCUAGUGGUGACAAUCAGCUGCGGCCCCGGCAGGACGGUCCGGUCGGAGCAGCGCACGCGUCUGUGAAGUUUGUCCUUGUUAACCUGAUACCAUGUCGCAGUCUGCAAGGUUCAGAGUGUUCACUCUCAAUUGCUGGGGAAUCCGCUACCUCAGCAAGCUCUGCAGGGAACGCUAUGAAAUGAUCGUGCAGUUAUUGAGUCAGGAGAAGUAUGAUGUGGUCCUCCUGCAGGAGGUAUGGAGUGAACAGGACUACCACUUCUUGAGAUGCAAGUUGACAAGUGCCCAGCCAUACUCUGUGUACUUCAGAAGCGGCGCAAUAGGAAGCGGACUGUGUGUUUUCUCCAGAUACAGAAUAACUGACUCUUUCCUCUACCGCUACUCCCUGAAUGGCUAUCCUUAUAAGUUGCACCAUGGCGACUGGUUUGGUGGGAAGUCCGUUGGCCUGGUCAUUCUGAAGGUCCAAGGGAUCAUCGUUCAUGUUUAUGUGACUCAUCUUCACGCAGAGUAUUGCAGGGAAAAGGACGAUUAUCUCCCUCACCGUUUGCUGCAGGCUUGGGAGCUGGGGCAAUUCAUACGCCACACAGGCAAAACAGCAGAUGUCACCAUUUUGGGUGGAGAUUUGAACAUGCAUCCCAGUGACCUGGGCAACCGCCUGCUGCAGUGCUACACAGGGAUGAAGGACUCGUUUGUAGAGACCGAAAAGUUUGAGGGCUCUGAGGGAGGAUGCACCCUGCAGACUCAGAACUGCUUUGCCUCCGUCGGUGACUCUGUUUCGUUCCCUUCGGGCAUUCGCAUCGACUACGUCCUCUAUAAGGGAUCAAAGGGAUUCCCUGUGAAGUGUGAGCACCUGAUGACCACGAGUGGCACGGCUCCUGGGAAAAACAUUCCGUAUUCAGACCAUGAAGCUGUGUGCGCCACUCUGAGUGUCCAGAAAGAUGGGGAUGCUGUCACCACGCUGAAACAUGGAGAAGAGACAAAUCCACAGUUGGUGGACAUUCUGAAUGAAGUUCGGGGAGAAGUGAAAGUUGGCAUUCAUGGGGCAGAGAAGAUGCGCUACUCUUCAGGCAGGAUGGCAGUCCUGGGAUUGUUCUUGCUGCUAAUUGAAUGUAUCAUGGCGAUUAUACCCCUGGUCACCACCACAGCAGAGAACUCGUUCCCUAAGGUCUCCUUCUACAUUCUGGGGAUGGUGGCAUUUGCUGUGACGUUGCUUGCCGGAAUCCUGUACGUAUUCCAUACGAUUGAGGUGAAGAUGUUGCAAGGAGCAGAGGACCAAAUGAGGAAUACCAUUCAGGCUCUGCAAGAGCAACUGGGCGAGUGACGUCA